Messenger RNA from Schizophyllum commune H4-8, 1699 nucleotides. Its product is annotated as cytochrome P450. Gene Ontology annotation, molecular function: heme binding; oxidoreductase activity, acting on paired donors, with incorporation or reduction of molecular oxygen; iron ion binding. The record is from RefSeq and is a predicted model, not a curated record. Bases 71 to 1618 code for a protein of 515 amino acids. The transcript is spliced from 14 exons. NCBI's taxonomy places the organism in Eukaryota, Fungi, Basidiomycota, Agaricomycetes, Agaricales, Schizophyllaceae.
CGAAGCGUGGGUGCUGAGGUAACACGGCUUGCUUAUAACCACCAAGCUUGCACAAAAAUGGGCGCCCUUCAUGCUCUCUUUCUACGGCAUCUGUGCCUGCCUCGUAGUCGCAGCUACUAGCGUGCUACUACGGCUUAGCCGUCUUCGCCGUCUGUCGCCCCUCCGGCGGCUACCUUUACCUCCUGGUCCGCCCUCGUCUUGGACAGGAAGCAUUGGCCUACCUCGAGCCUAUCCGUGGAUCACAUACCAUCAGUGGAGGAAGACGUAUGGCGAUGUCAUCUACAUCAACAAGCUCGCCAACCCGAUCAUUAUUCUCAAUUCGCUAGAUGCUAUCCGCGACCUAUUUGAGAAGAGGAGCGGAAGCUAUUCUAGCCGCCCUACCAGAACCAUGAUGCAGCUAUGCGGCUUCGAUUGGCUCUUUUCUUCCAUGAAAUACGGGAAUUACCACAAGCGCCAUAGAAAUAUGUUCCAAAGGCAUUUCCCCACUACCGGCGUUAAUGAGGAGUAUCAAGCUCUCCAGCUUCGUCAGACACACGUCUUCCUUCGAAAUAUGCUUUAUCGGCCAGAGGAUUUCUAUUAUCAAGUUCGCAGGACUGCGACGGCCAUUAUCCUGGAGAUUACAUACGGACAAGAAGUCGCAGAGACGGGCGACCAUUACGUUGGCCUGGCGGACGACGCUCUUCAGGGCGUAUCGCAGGCUGGUAUCUUCGGGUCCUUCUUUGUCGACUAUCUUCCAUGGCUGAAGUACGUCCCUGCGUGGUUCCCUGGGGCAUCGUGGCAGCGUAAAGCGCAGCGGUGGCGGUCGAAGUCGCAAGAGAUGGUCAGAUAUCCGUACGAAAAGUUACUUCAGCGUCUGAACGAAGGCACCGCGACGCCUUGUCUCGUCACCCAGGAGCUCGACUAUCAGGCGAAGAAUGGCGCUUCCGAGCGGGAAGACGAGCGUAUCAUCAAGAACGUCGCGGCGACGACAUAUGCUGGUGGCUCAGAUACGGUGGUGUCGGCUAUGCGCUCCUUUUUCCUGGCGAUGGCUUUGCACCCGGAUGUCCAGAAGAAAGCGCAAAGCGACCUUGACAGCGUCUGUACUGGGCGAUUGCCCUUGUUCUCAGAUAGGACAGAGCUGCCAUAUAUCGACUGCGUCUGUUACGAGCUUCUUCGCUGGCAACCAGUGACGCCGCUUGGCCUGGCGCGCGUUAUCGAACACGAAGACGAGUACAGAGGAUAUCGUAUACCCAAGGGUGCAACGAUCAUCCCCAACGUCUGGUCCAUCCUACAUGACGAAGAACGCUACCCUGAUCCCAUGGCGUUCAAGCCAGAGCGCUUCGAAGGGAAGAGCAAGAAGGACGUAGGUCAAAACGAGCUCCCGGAGAUGGCUUUUGGCUUCGGGCGAAGGAUAUGUCCGGGUCGCUAUCUCGCCUUCGACACCCUGUGGAUCUUCGUCGCAUCGACGCUAGCUGUAUAUGAUAUCCACAAGGCCGUCGAUAAGCAGGGGAAGGUCAUCGAACCGCAGGUCGUAUACGAGUCUACUUUGCUAUCGCAUCCGUUGCCGUUUCCUUGCGACAUAGUCCCGCGAUCAGCGGUCGUUGAAGCUCUGAUCAGGAGUACAGCGGACGAGAGUUGACAAUGUUUCACGAGAAUAUAUGUAUGGUGAAUGCUCUACGUGAUCCAUGCAGUGAAUUACUUGUGACUUUGGUUUUGGUCA